This is a messenger RNA of Paramuricea clavata, 1615 nucleotides long. The record is from the annotation of a GenBank genome assembly. NCBI's taxonomy places the organism in Eukaryota, Metazoa, Cnidaria, Anthozoa, Malacalcyonacea, Plexauridae.
AUGGCCACCUACGGAAAAGUAAGUCCGUUUGAUGAAGCAGAAGAAACGUGGACCCAAUACACCGAACGACUGGAACAAUAUUUCCUAGCAAAUGAAGUGACAGACGCCAAAAAGCAGCGGGCAAUAUUUCUCAGCGUGUGUGGCUCGAAAACAUACGCAUUAAUUCGAGAUUUACUACAGCCAAAGAAACCGGGUGAUACGGAGAUAAAAGAAAUUUUCAAAGAGCUGGAAAAGCAUUUUAUUCCAACACCAAGCGUCAUUGUAGAGAGAUUUAAAUUCCAUAGCAGAAUUCUCCGUGUUGACGAAGGAAUUGCUAAGUAUGUGGCUGAAUUACGUCGAAUGACCGAGCAUUGCAAAUUUGGCACUUCCUUGGAUGAUAUGAUACGGGAUCGAUUAGUAUGUGGUAUCAACAACGAAAAGAUUCAAAGACGACUCUUAGCAGAACCUGAACUAACAUACAAGAAAGCAGUUGAACUUUCGUUAGCUAUGGAAUCGGCAUCAAAACACGUCGAAGAUUUGGGCGCCAAAGGAGUUUCUAUCGAAGACCAAAAUAAUAUACAUCGUGUAAACAACCGUGAGGACAACCAGCAAUCAAGUCGCUCCGAAUGUUAUCGUUGUGGGGGGAAGCACGCAGCAAAUUCGUGUAAAUUUCGCGAGUUAAAAUGUUUUAACUGCGACAAAAUUGGCCACAUUGCAAAGGUUUGUCGUAGCACAAGGCGAGGAACAAAGCAAGCAGAGUUGCCACAGCGACGCGAAACCGGAAGUCGAGGGAAACGUGAACAGGAUACGGAAGUAAAAAUGGUUAAUGCGCAGGGUGCCCAAGAGGAAGAAUAUUCGCUGUACAAUAUUCGAGAGAAAAAAAAAGACAAAUCGAUUUCAAUUGAUGUAGAACUGGUAGGCCAGCCAAUCAGAAUGGAAUUAGACACUGGAGCUACUAAGACAAUCAUAAGUGAAGAAACAUACAACAAACUAUGUAAGAAUUUGACACCACUUCGCAAGACAACAGUUGUUCUUAGCACCUACACCGGAGAGAGAAUUCCAGUAGCGGGCGAAGUAAUGGUUCCAGUACGGUAUGGAAACCAACAGCACAACCUACUCGCACUUGUGGUCAAAUUAAAGGUCAAGGUCCAAAUCUGUUUGGCCGAGAUUGGUUGCGUGUAAUCAAAAUGAACUGGGCCUUAAUAUUCCAAAUAAAUGAAUGUCAUCCUUGCAGUGAAUUGAAGGAAGUUCUUGAAACCCACAAAAAGGUUUUUACCGAAGAAUUAGGUACUUUGGAAGAAACAACAGCAAAAAUCUAUGCAAAUCAAGAUGCACAACCCAAAUUUGUGAAGGCUCGGCCAGUUCCUUUUGCCAUGAAAAUUCCACUGGAACAAGAAUUAGAGAGACUACAGCGAGAGGGAAUCAUAUCUCCAGUUGAAUUUUCAGAUUGGGCUUCGCCAAUAGUGACAGUAGCCAAACCAGAUGGAUCGGUCCGCGUAUGUGGUGAUUACAAAGCAACAAUUAACCAAGCUUCGAAACUAGACAACUACCCAAUACCGAAGACGGAAGAUCUGCUUACAACCCUCAGUGGAAGCCAAAAAUUCACUAAGUUGGAUAUGUCACAAGCCUACCAACA